Messenger RNA from Balaenoptera acutorostrata (minke whale), 1575 nucleotides. RefSeq names its product transmembrane protein 37 (gene TMEM37). The record is from RefSeq and is a predicted model, not a curated record. Lineage: Eukaryota; Metazoa; Chordata; Mammalia; Artiodactyla; Balaenopteridae. The transcript is spliced from 5 exons. Gene Ontology annotation, molecular function: calcium channel activity; voltage-gated monoatomic ion channel activity. Bases 763 to 1356 code for a protein of 197 amino acids. Gene Ontology annotation, cellular component: membrane.
CGCUCGGGAGCCCCGAGGGAACCAGGCGGGAGCGCGCAGCCGAGGCCCGGCGCGGGAUGACAGCCCUCGGCGUGCAGAUGCGGUGACCGAGGCUCAGGUGAAGUAACCCGCCCGUGGCGGCCAGCUCAGCGACAGAAUCGAGUCGAACCAGACUUCUGGGCCCGAACAGGAGAGACUCCACCCACAGGCCGCGCCCCCAGCCCCUUGUGGCCGGGACACCGCAACCCUAGAGCCGGAUGCAGCGAGUUCCUCUCGUGCUGGGCAUAAUCUGGGGUCCCGGCCGGGCCGCCUCCGGGACCGGCAGUGAGGAGGGUGGGAGCGGGUGCAGUCCCGCCUUCGGGAGCCGACGGCCCUGCGUGGGAGAGACGUGCACACCGGGAUUUCGGAGCGGUUUGGGGGAAGCGAGUGCUAGACUAAGAGGCGAAGAAACUGCGGCAGGAUUAACGGGGGCGGGGAGGGGCAGGAGAGUAGCCAGUAGAGACAGUCCAGGCCCUAAGAGAUUAAAGUGAUUUGCCCAAGGUCACAGAGCUGGAGGCUGGUGGGUCAGGGGCAGGGCUAGACUGCCCUCAUACCCUCUGGUCCACGGACCUUCCACUGACCACGCUGAUGCCCAGCUGCCCUCCGGAAGAGGAUUUCAGGCCCUGGAUCACUGCAAGUUCACAGAGGGAUCACUAACUCCUGCUACAAAAUGCAACUGCGGAACCAUAGAUGAGAAAAUAAGGGCCAAGGAGGUUAAGAAACCGCGCAAAGACAAACACCUUUAUGGCCCAGAAGUUGCUGGCCCAAAGGAGGCCCCGCCGGUCCUUCUCUGACCCCUCCAUCCGGGCGCUCAUUAUCUUGUGCGCCUCCCUGGCAGUGGUCCUCUCCUCCCUCUCCAUCUGCGAUGGCCACUGGCUCCUGGCCGACGACCGCCUCUUCGGGCUGUGGCACUUCUGCACCACCUCCAACCAGGCUGAGCUGCACUGCCUCCGAGACCUGAGGCAGGCCCAUGUGCCCGGGCUAGCCUCGGGCAUGGCUGUGGCCCGCAGCGUGGCCACCUUGGCCGUGGUGGUCGCCAUCUUUGGCCUGGAGCUCCUCAUGGUGUCCCAGGUGUCCGAGGACCCCCGCUCGUGGCACAGGUGGGCUGUGGGCUCCGCCCUCUUCCUCCUCGCGUUCAUCCUCUCCUUCGGGGGCCUCCUGAGCUUCCUGACCCUCCUCAGGAACCAGGUCACGCUCAUGGGCCUCACGCGGACGUUCUGGAGCGAGUUCACGGCCUCCUUCCUCUUCUUCCUGAGCGCCGUCAGCGGCCUCCACGUCAACAGCAUCAGCCGUACUGACAGCGUCACGCACCCCUGGGGCCUGCCUGCAGAAUUUUAGGCCCCCCUGCGAGGACACUGAGUUCUACCAGCAAGUGGGGUCACGAUGGGACUUCUCCAACAUGGGACAUUCAAACUGCCGCCUCUUGGCCUUGGGGUGGUCGGGCCAGUGGCCUUUGCAGCCCAGAGGCCGGGUGGGUGCCUCCAAGCCAGCAGCUGCACCAGCUUAGCCACGUUAUUAGGAUGUUGAUUUUACAAGAAGAAACAUAUUUUAAAACCU